Molecule: messenger RNA, 702 nt
Organism: Laetiporus sulphureus 93-53
Lineage: Eukaryota; Fungi; Basidiomycota; Agaricomycetes; Polyporales; Laetiporaceae
Exons: 7
Coding region: 1-702 (233 amino acids)
Cellular component (GO): EMC complex
Source: RefSeq, a predicted model, not a curated record
AUGCGUGUACCGUUGUUUCUGCUCGCCUUGGCGAGCCUAUUUCACACCGCGCUUGCCGUGGAUUUGAGGGGACGAAUCUCCUGGAAUGAAUUAUGUCCUAACGUAGGGUUUUUAGGGCACGCAAAGGUUGUGCUCGAUGAUGACAAGCUACGUGGGGGAAUCACAGAAGAUGGCGGCUUCGUGAUCCCUGAUGUCCCAGCCGGGACGUAUAUCCUCUCCGUAGUAGCACAUGAUCACACAUUUGACAAGCUGCGAGUAGAUGUCUUCGAGACGGACUCGCUGCCCGAGGUCCGACCCUAUAUCCCUGGCACGCCUCUCUCUCCACCCUCCGCCAUAGCACUUCCCUACCCAAUCGUGCUUACUGCGCGGAAGAAGAACGAUUACUUUGCCCCACCGCAAUCGUUCAAUCUGUUGGGCACGCUACAGAGCCCCAUGAUGUUGAUGAUGCUCUCGAUGGGCGCUAUGAUGUUAGCAAUGCCGUAUCUCAUGAAAAACAUGGACCCAGAAGUCCUGCAGGACUUCAACAAGCGACAGUCUCGUAUUGGCAGUCUGCAAAGCUCGCUCCAGAGUGGUGACAUCAGCGGCGGAUUAUCGGCGCUGCUACAUGCAGGGGAGGAAGAGAAGCCUUCAACACCCAGCCCGUCGAAGACGGCAACGUCAUCCAGUAUGAAACAUCGCAGUGGCAAGCACAAGAAGCGAUGA